AUGCUAGGAAGAUAUCAGAGUAACCCAGGAAUUGAUCACAGGAAAUCUGCAAAGAAAGUUUUGAUGUACCUGAAAGGAACGAAGGAUUACAUGAUCACAUAUAGGAGAUCCAACAGUUUGGAAGUCAUUGGAUACUCGGAUUCAAAUCAUGGUGGAUAUGUUGACACUAGAAAUUCCACUUUUGGUUACCUGUUCCUAUUAGCUAAAGGAGCAAUAUCGUGGAAGAGUGCUAAGCAAUCCGUCAUUGCUACAUCCACAAUGGAAGCCGAAUUUGUGGCAUGUUUUGAAGCCACAAUUCAUGAAUUAUGGCCGCGAAACUUUAUUUCAGGACUUGGGGUUGUCGACACCAUUACAAAGCCACUGAAAAUUUAUUGUUCUUCUCCAAGAAUGAUAAGUACUCCAAAGGUGCCAAACAUAUGGAAUUAA
Molecule: messenger RNA, 426 nt
Organism: Lycium barbarum (goji berry)
Lineage: Eukaryota; Viridiplantae; Streptophyta; Magnoliopsida; Solanales; Solanaceae
Product: secreted RxLR effector protein 161-like
Exons: 1
Coding region: 1-426 (141 amino acids)
Source: RefSeq, a predicted model, not a curated record